GACCCUAAGUACGUAUUAUAUGGGCCUGUUAUAAAGAUCGUUCAUCAUAAUACAGAAUCGUAUUUCAAGAAUUCAGACCCGUGACUCCUUCCUCCUCAUCUCUAACUGUUAUGGCAUCUCACCUCCUAGAUCAAAACAGCAUCUUAAGCUCUCUCUGUUCGUUCUUGAAUGGCAUUCGAAGGUGAUAAGAACCCAGAUCACUCAAAAGUUCAUCUUCAUCUAUCUACCUUUCAACCAGAAGAGCAGUUUCAUUCAAAAUUUUGGGACCAAGCUGGUUCUCUCUCUCUCUCUCUCUCUCUCUGCAGCUUGAAGCUCUUCAAUUAUUCACGGUUGUUGAAAUGAUAUUCCAUUCCACAACUUGGACUGAGAAACAUCCAAACCUCUCUGUUUUUGUCACUCUGAUCCUCUCUCUCUCUCUCUCUCUCUCUCUCUCUCUUCUUUGAACAAAGGCUCCUCAAAUUCACGUGUUGCUGACUGAAUUUGAUUUGCUCAUCUUACUCAGUUCUCCAAAUUCCCUUCUUUACUCCGCAAGUUUCUUCUCGAGCUACCAAUUCUUGUUGAUCAUUCUCAAUCUAUCUUUUCUGGUCCCUAGACUUGGCUGAUCGUCCCGAUCUUCACUCCUACCACUUCAAAGCUCAAUAACUCCUCACUCCCUUGUGAUCUCAAAACCAAUUUCGUCACUACCAUCCAUCACAAAGUUCCAGACUUUCGUGGCGCUAUCAGUCUCACAAAGAGAGAGAUGCAAGAGACGACAGCGUUUCAGAGCACGAAGCUACAGUUCCCAGAGCAAGAGAGGCUGAUAUGCCCACGUUGCGAUUCGACCAACACCAAGUUCUGCUACUUCAACAACUACAACCUCUCUCAGCCCCGCCAUUUCUGCAAGAACUGCAAGCGCUACUGGACCAAAGGCGGCUCCCUCCGCAACAUCCCCGUCGGCGGCGGAACCCGCAAGAGCUCCUCCACCAAACGGGCCUCCAAUCCGAAACGCCAGAACCCGGAACCGGAUCCUGACCCGAGACCCAGUAAGCAUGGGCUGCAGCUCCAAGAGUCAACCACGGCUUACUCCCGGCAGUCUAACGCCACAGAAGGGGCCCUGUUGGAAUGUGUCAGCCGAUCGGGGGCGGGAUCCGGUGAAUAUGGAGUUAGCCUGAACACGGUCUCGAGUCUGGGUUCGGGUUCUGUCAUGGGGCCUGAAGUGGAUCUUGACUCGCGACGAGAUGGAAGGGGGCGGGAGGAUCAUAUUGAUCAUGCACGAUGGUCUUGCUAUUUAGAGUACACUAGCUUCAAGAAUACUACAGACGAGAGAUGGUAAUAUGUGAUGAACAGUAUGUUGAACAGGAGGAGUCCGGUGAAAUUGCCAAUUCGAGAAAUGAGAACGAGAUUGCUCGGGGGGGGAACCGCAGAGAUCUCGCGAAGCAAGACGAGAGCAUCAUCAUCAGCAGGUUGCAUUCACAUGUGAAGGCCGAAAGACCAGCACGCAACCAAGGGAUGGCGAUAUUUCCUAGUGUAAUUUUGUGAUUUCAUGUUAGGUUCUCUCUUUUCUGGCUUAGUGUGUGAUUUUAUGUAAGAUUGCGAGAUGAUCA
This is a messenger RNA of Syzygium oleosum, 1583 nucleotides long. Its product is annotated as dof zinc finger protein DOF3.1-like. The transcript has a single exon. Bases 740 to 1312 code for a protein of 190 amino acids. Gene Ontology annotation, biological process: regulation of DNA-templated transcription. The record is from RefSeq and is a predicted model, not a curated record. Gene Ontology annotation, molecular function: DNA binding; DNA-binding transcription factor activity. Lineage: Eukaryota; Viridiplantae; Streptophyta; Magnoliopsida; Myrtales; Myrtaceae.